Molecule: messenger RNA, 228 nt
Organism: Saccharomyces eubayanus
Lineage: Eukaryota; Fungi; Ascomycota; Saccharomycetes; Saccharomycetales; Saccharomycetaceae
Gene: EGO2
Product: Ego2p
Exons: 1
Coding region: 1-228 (75 amino acids)
Source: RefSeq, a predicted model, not a curated record
AUGGAAGCGGAACAACGGUCGGAUAUCAGGGGGACUAUCACCUUCGACUCCCACAACAACGUCAUAGAGUCUACGGGCGUGGGGAGCCAGAGAUUCGAAGACAUAGAUGAACUAUCGCAAGUAGCGCUGGAUGCAGAGGGCUUUGCCCUGGUACGGGGCCACUCACUGCUCGUGCACUUGUACAAACACGACGAUAUGACCUUGGCUGUGUACACUGAUGCCCAGUGA